This is a messenger RNA of Aspergillus aculeatus ATCC 16872, 1119 nucleotides long. RefSeq lists its product as uncharacterized. NCBI's taxonomy places the organism in Eukaryota, Fungi, Ascomycota, Eurotiomycetes, Eurotiales, Aspergillaceae. Bases 1 to 1119 code for a protein of 372 amino acids. The transcript has a single exon. The record is from RefSeq and is a predicted model, not a curated record. Gene Ontology annotation, molecular function: protein binding. Gene Ontology annotation, biological process: positive regulation of protein catabolic process; protein ubiquitination.
AUGCCUGAAACCCCAGCCGGACACCGAAUGCCCGCCGAGUUGCUUCUUGAAGUCGCCAAGUGGAUGGACAAUCGAACGCUGAGCCGGCUUUCCCGCACCUGCAAAGGCUUUAAGGAUGAAUUCAGGGACCACCUACGUAAAAGAGCCAUCGCGUAUGCCGUGCCCACGCUCAACCCGAAGUAUUGGGAGAAUGAGUUUGUCGACGCCGUCCGGCAAUCGCACGGCCGGAGCGACGAGAUCUCCGCCAUCACCCGCUCCGCCCUCGCCCGCAUAUUCAGCGACCAGGUCUGGGAGGGCUCGCGGUCUCAGUUCGAGGCCUUCCUGCCGCGCCAGCCCCUCUACGAUGCCAUCCGGCGGAGCCAAUACGACACCGUCGAGCGGCUGCUGCGUGGCGGCGGCGUGAACGUUGCCAAUGGCCAGAGCUUCUGGGACGAGCCGAUGCUGCACAUCGCCGUGGAGUUCGGGCACAUAGAGGCCGUCCGCUUGCUCCUGGAGCACGGAGCAGACCCCAACGUCGAAGAUGAGGAGCAGGUCCGUGCCCUGGACAUAAGCCCGCCGCGGUGCCCACGCGCGGCGAUCUACCGCCUGCUCGUAGACGCCGGCGCCAUCCCCAGCUCCCUGCACAUGUUCGGAAUGGAUGUCUUGGACCUCAAGGGCGGGGCGUGUCUCCUGCUCGACGCGCUCGAGAGCGCACGCGGCACCGGCCUUCCCGAGCCCCAAUGGUGGGCGAUCCUCGUCAGUGCCAUGCACGGCGAGUACCAGGAUUUCCUGGAGGGAAUUUUUGAUCAUCGACCCGGCCUGUUGCAGCUCUCGCGCGAGGACUCCGUCGAGCAGAAGGUCACGCUGUUUGAUAUAGCUGUCAAGCUCGCCCGGUUUCAGAUCGCCGCGCUUGUCGUGCGAAAGGGGGUCCCCCUGCACGACGCGCCCGCGGAUUACUAUUUCAACGACGGCAAGAUGAGACGCAUCCAUGUUCCGUAUAGAGAAGUGUGGAAGGCGUUGUUUACCCGGGCUCCUGGGGAGCUGCUAGACGCUCUGCUAGAGAGGCCGGAGCUGCGCGAUUACGAAUUCAAGGACGCCAUUCGUGAGAGAGCGAGUGUGAUGCGUAACUUACUAGGUUGA